GCGUCGAUCCGGCACGGGGACAAAUCUCUACGGUCCUCUCGUUCCCGCUAUAAAACUAUCGGCGCCGCGGGGCGAGGCUCGCCUAGUCGUCAUUCCGCGAGCGCACCGCCGGCCGUCCGCCCGCCGACCGUUCCUCCGUUCGCCAUGGACCCCUACAAGUACCGGCCGUCGAGCUCCUUCAACGCCCCGAUGUGGAGCACCAACUCCGGCGCGCCCGUCUGGAACAACGACAACUCCCUCACCGUCGGAUCCCGAGGUCCGAUCCUGCUGGAGGACUACCACCUGGUGGAGAAGAUCGCCGACUUCGACCGUGAGCGCAUCCCGGAGCGGGUGGUACACGCCCGGGGCGCCAGCGCCAAGGGCUUCUUCGAGGUCACCCACGACGUCUCCCACCUGACCUGCGCCGACUUCCUCCGCGCGCCGGGGGUGCAGACCCCCGUCAUAGUGCGCUUCUCCACCGUGAUCCACGAGCGCGGCUCCCCCGAGACGCUCCGCGACCCGCGCGGCUUCGCCAUCAAGUUCUACACCCGGGAGGGCAACUGGGACCUGGUGGGCAACAACUUCCCCGUCUUCUUCAUCCGCGACGGCAUGAAGUUCCCGGACAUGGUGCACGCGCUCAAGCCCAACCCCAAGACCCACAUCCAGGAGAACUGGCGGAUCCUCGACUUCUUCUCCCACCACCCGGAGUCGCUCCACAUGUUCACCUUCCUCUUCGACGACAUCGGCGUGCCCGCCGACUACCGCCACAUGGACGGCUCCGGCGUCAACACCUACACGCUGGUGAACCGCGCCGGCAAGGCGCACUACGUCAAGUUCCACUGGAAGCCCACCUGCGGCGUCAAGUCGCUGCUGGAGGAGGAGGCGGUCACGGUGGGCGGCACCAACCACAGCCACGCCACCAAGGACCUCACCGACUCCAUCGCCGCCGGCAACUACCCGGAGUGGACCUUCUACAUCCAGACCAUCGACCCGGACCACGAGGAGCGGUUCGACUUCGACCCGCUGGACGUGACCAAGACGUGGCCCGAGGACGUGGUGCCGCUGCAGCCCGUGGGGCGGCUGGUGCUGAACCGCAACAUCGACAACUUCUUCUCGGAGAACGAGCAGCUGGCCUUCUGCCCCGGGAUCAUCGUCCCCGGGGUGUACUACUCGGACGACAAGCUGCUGCAGACGAGGAUCUUCUCCUACUCCGACACGCAGCGCCACCGGCUGGGGCCCAACUACCUGCUGCUGCCGGCCAACGCGCCCAAGUGCUCCCACCACAACAACCACUACGACGGGCUCAUGAACUUCAUGCACCGCGACGAGGAGGUCGACUACUUCCCCUCAAGGUUCGACCCCGCCAAGCACGCGCCCCGCUACCCCAUCCCCUCCCGCACCCUCAACGGCCGCCGCGAGAAGAUGGUGAUCGAGAAGGAGAACAACUUCAAGCAGCCCGGGGAGAGGUACCGCUCCAUGGACCCGGCAAGGCAAGAGCGAUUCAUCAACAGAUGGAUCGACGCGCUGUCGGACCCCCGCCUCACCCAUGAGAUCAAGGCCAUCUGGCUCUCCUACUGGUCUCAGGCUGACAAGUCUCUCGGCCAGAAGCUCGCGAGCCGUCUCAGCUCCAAGCCGAGCAUGUAAGAUCAGUCCAUGGAGUGCGCAAAUCAGAAAUCUGCUUCAGGGCCGUCCAAGUUCUUCCCUCUUAUCGGCAAAGAAUUACGUACCAAAUGCUGCAUCUACCUACUUCAUUUUACUGAGCCUAUUUUGAAAAGAGGACAUACAUAUGAUUCUACCACACGUUAUGCGCAUUGUCGUCCGUCAUUCAUGUAAUAAUUUGUACAAGAGCCCGUUUCUCCUGAUACUUCAUGAUUAUUGUAAAGUGAAUGCAUCUUGAUUAAUGAACCAAAUUAAGAAUAAGUUGAAGAGUAUGUAUACCAAUAA
Messenger RNA from Triticum dicoccoides, 1923 nucleotides. Its product is annotated as catalase-1. The coding region runs from base 145 to 1623 and encodes 492 amino acids. The record is from RefSeq and is a predicted model, not a curated record. Gene Ontology annotation, molecular function: heme binding; catalase activity. Gene Ontology annotation, biological process: hydrogen peroxide catabolic process; response to hydrogen peroxide. Lineage: Eukaryota; Viridiplantae; Streptophyta; Magnoliopsida; Poales; Poaceae. The transcript is spliced from 6 exons. Gene Ontology annotation, cellular component: cytoplasm; peroxisome; plasma membrane.